CUGGACCGGAAGUGUCACUGUCAUCCUGUGUUUUGCGUUUUGGACAGUGUAAUUUCAUUCUUUUGACGAAUGAAAUAUCUCUUUCCAAGGUUGAUAUAAUGACGAUUUACCGGUGAUAUUUACACAUAGAAAACCUGAUCCAGAUUUUAAAAAUGAAGCUCGAAAAAUUCGAGGUCCGCUUUGAAAAUGACCGUGGUGUGUUUGUUUCUGGGGAGCAUGUCAAGGGAGAAGUCAUCAUUAAACUGACACAGCCAAUGAAGAUGAGAAGUAUCGUCAUCUACUUCGAGGGACGAGCCAAGGCCCACUGGGAGGUGAAACAUGGUCGGACAAAGACAGACUACCGGGGGAAUGAGGGCUAUAUCCAGCAUCAGAUCAAACUGUAUGGGACAGGUCAGGCGUCAGUGGAACACCCGGCAGGCUUCCACAAGUACCCCUUCUUCCUAGCCCUACAACCCACGCUGCCGUCUUCCUUCGAGGGACGCCGCGGUUAUGUGCGCUACUUCUGUAGAGCAACCAUAGACCGACCCUGGAAGUUUGAUGAACACACCAAGAGGGCCUUCACAGUCAUUCAUCAUCUCGAUCUCAACUUCAUCAGUAAUGCAGCUAUGCCGAUUGAAGGGGAGCAGGAACAGACCAUCGAGUCCUGCUGCUGCUCGUCGGGGACCGUCACAGGGAGGCUUUUGCUCAACAAGACGGGCUACGUGCCUGGCGAGCCCAUUGUGUUUACCAUCGAUGUGUACAAUAAGUCUGAUUCCAAUGUGGAGCGGAUAGAACUGGAACUUAGACAGAUUGUGACGUACACCGGAUUCUCUGACAGUAUCUUUUCCUCGGGUAACCCGAAGCAGCACACAAAGCUGGACCAAUUUGAUCUCCUCUCCCACCCCUGCCGCAUCAAACAGAACAUGGAGGAGCACAUCAACAGGGGGGGCAUCAUUCCCGCACUACCCCCUUCAGGCCUGGAAGGAUGUGGGAUCAUUGAUAUUCAGUACAUUGUUGCUCUGAAGGUUCAUCUGGGAUGGAACACGCUGACGAUAGAGCGAGGAAUCAUCAUUGGUACCAUACCUCUACAUCAACCACAAGGAGUACCUGGUUACACUCCUGCCCUCGGCCCCUCAGUGCCUUCUGCCCCACCCACAAUGGAGCAGCCACCGCCCUACUGUGAACCCCCUCCAUCGUAUGAAGAAAGUGUGUUUGGUCGGACUGAGAUUCGAGACGAGAAUGACGAUGCUCACACAAGCGGGCUGUCUGCAUGGGCGCCGUCGUACCCAUACUACACCUGGAACCCGACCGCACAAGUCCCGAGCAUGCCCUCCGCAUUCUCACCUCCCCCUGGGGAGCCAGGUGCUCCAAUCACCACACAACCCACUGCCCCACCCCCAGCAUACAACCAGAUAUAACAGGGGUGGGGAAGUGAGACUGAGGGGUGGGGAUCUGACUUUUGAUGGUUGGGUAUACAUUCAUAUAUAGAGGACAGGAAAUGGGACUAAAGGUAGUGAUUUGUGAAUACCAGUAAAGGGUUCGACUUAUACCUUAAUAUAGAAGGGUGGGGUGGGGAAUAAGACUGAAGGGUGGAACUGAGGGAUGGGGAUAGAUCUGUUAUUUGGGGGUAUGGUGUACACCCAGAUACAUAAAAGGGACAGCGAAAUAGGACUGGGGGUAGAGAUUCUGAAGAUGGGGUCAACCAUACUAAUGAAGAUUCAGUUAAACAUUUGACUUUAAUGUGAACUGCUUUGGGAUGGGUGGGAUCAGUGUAGUGGUUGAACUAGGAUGGGGUGGGAGAUGGAAAUAGUCUGGUGGAUGAACUAGGAUGGGGUGUGAGAUGGAAAUAGUGUGAUGGAUGAAUGAGGAUGGGAUGGUUGAUGGAAAUAGUCAGAUGGAUGAACUGGGAUAGGAACUAUUUGGGAAAUUGGUGUGUGAGAGAUUCCGGUUGGACAUAACUUUCAGCAGCAUAUUUGAACCUCAAAUACUUUGAAUUCCAAUCAAAUCUCUUGAUUUGACUCUUAAUUUGUACUGAAUCAUACUAUUUUGUAUACUAACAAAUGCAUGUUUAUAAUUGCAAUUAAUUGCACCAGAUAGAAAUAGCCUUGAUUAGAUGAACAACAAGCAAUACAGCUUGUAUGUGACAGCAGAUUACAGUUGUAUAACAGUUGUAUGUGACAGUAGGCAGUUGUAUAACAGUUGUAUGUGACAAUAGGCAGUUGUAUAACAGUUGUAUGUGACAGUAGGCAGUUGUAUAACAGUUGUAUGUGACAACAAUAUGCAGUUGUAUAACAGUUGUAUGUGACAACAGUAUUUCGUUGUAUGACAGUUAUAGAUAACAGUAUCGUUGUUUAUUCUUAUCUUUAUUUUUAUUUUAAUCUAUACCAAGUUUGCUUUUUAAAAUGAUACUGUAAAAGUUGAUAUUUUCCUUGUAUAUUCAAGGAGUUGACCCACCAAUUGCAUUUAGUCAAGUUGUUUCAUGUGAAAGUUUUAACCUGUGAUCAUCAAGUUUUAAAAGUUCAUCUUCAUGAAAAACCCUUUCGAUUUGAUCUGAAUCUGAAGAACUUCAGAUUGAUUCCAAUACCUGUAGGUCAAGUGGCGAAGUGACAAUGAUGGACCUGUUCCUGAAGCCUAGUGAUCAAUAUUGCACAGAAAUCACGUUGAGAUCAAUGACACUGGACACUGAAGCCAGAAGUAUGACCUGUGAAUGACUUGCACUUGGUUAGUCAGUGAAGGAGUGGAGCACUGACAGGAUGCUGUGUCAAUGCUGCCUGUUCAUCAGAUUCAUGGGAGUAAGCGUCCAUAUUUGGGCAUGAGUUGUGAUACUACACAGUGCUUUUUCUCACAGGGUGGUGACAGUUGUGACUUACUGUGUAGCUGUAGUGUAGUUAUGUUGUCUGAUGAAGAAGAUGCCAAGGAUGGACCUGUGUGUGUGUGUCAGCAGGCAAGACUGAAUGGAAUCGGCUGUGAUGGCGACCCAGCAGGGUCAGAGUGAUCAAAAGACAAAUGCUUGAAUGUCUCGCUUUUAGGAAGUUUACGUUUGUCGAGGGACAAGUUUCGAGGAAAACCCUUGUCUGUUUUUUUGUGAAAAUUGUAUGAACUUGUCGUUUGUAAGAACUGAAUCAUAUAUUGGAAUGAUCAACCAGUUUGAGAUUUGUGGAAGUAUGUCUCAGCUUGCAUGAGUUCAUGGCACCUUGUGUUGACAGGUGUUAAGUAUUCACACUUGAAGAUGUUGUUCGGUUGGAGUCUCACAGGUACAGGGUCUUCUGUGAUCAUGGUGUCACAUAUGUACAGGGUCUUUCUGUGAUCACGGUGUCACAUGUGUACAGGGUCUUUCUGUGAUCAUGGUGUCAUAUGGGCAGUGUUUCAGACAAGGCUCCCAACAGUGUUUAAAGCGAGACAAGAUACAAAGAAAGAAAAAAGACAGAAGAAACAAACAUGGAACACUUCAAGCAAAGAGAAAUUUAUGUAGAUUUAUCAAACUACCAAAUUAAGACUAUUUGAGACAAAUAAGAAACUAUUUAAGAAAAAAGCUAGCACUUGUUCAAUGAUGGACAUAAAUCGACUGAAAUUAGGAAGACACGCAGCAUUGUGGAAAACUGACAUUGGAUGAGCUUUAAGAAAAUCUUCUGUAAUAGAGCUGUUUUUGUUAACUGUUUAUCAAGAUCAAGCUGUUACACUCAUUGUUUCAUGUUCUGUAGUAGGGCUGGGACGUGUACUUCAGGUACUGAGUAGGACCCGGGUACCCACAGGACUCCCCGGACCCGUGGUUAGUCACGUGAUAUAUUGUUUAAUGACCAAACUUAUCUAGAGCUCCAUGGUUACACUACAAGUCACUAAUGUUCGCAUUUCUUUCUGAUUAUGCACACUUUCUGUCUGACUUUCAUAUGUUUGAAUAAAGAUAGAACUACAGUCAACUUCAGGGAAUACAUGACCAUACAUAAUUGUCAACUCGUCCCGUUAUGGUUCACAUAUAUUUCCCCAAAUAUUAUAUGUAUUUCAGAUGCAAUUUAAAGCACAUCUGGACAUGCGAAAUUAUACAGCAUGAUUGAACACAUUUAACUGUGCCUUGGGUAU
Messenger RNA from Haliotis rufescens (red abalone), 4056 nucleotides. Its product is annotated as arrestin domain-containing protein 17-like. Gene Ontology annotation, cellular component: cytoplasm. The record is from RefSeq and is a predicted model, not a curated record. The transcript has 8 exons. NCBI's taxonomy places the organism in Eukaryota, Metazoa, Mollusca, Gastropoda, Lepetellida, Haliotidae. The coding region runs from base 153 to 1397 and encodes 414 amino acids. Gene Ontology annotation, biological process: protein transport.